Batrachochytrium dendrobatidis JAM81 is the source of this 5241-nucleotide messenger RNA. RefSeq lists its product as uncharacterized. Bases 1 to 5241 code for a protein of 1746 amino acids. Gene Ontology annotation, biological process: siRNA processing. Gene Ontology annotation, molecular function: DNA binding; ATP binding; RNA binding. Gene Ontology annotation, cellular component: cytoplasm; RISC complex; nucleus. The transcript has 4 exons. NCBI's taxonomy places the organism in Eukaryota, Fungi, Chytridiomycota, Chytridiomycetes, Rhizophydiales. The record is from RefSeq and is a predicted model, not a curated record.
AUGCUUGAAGAAAAUAUUAAACCAUAUCAGAUCCGAGUAUAUGAAGAGGCAAUCCACCACAAUGUAAUUGCCUUUAUGGAUUCAAAUGACUACAAAACUCUGGUUUCUAUCAUGCUGAUUGAUGCAAUUACCGAGAAACUACCACUUGUACAUGUUCAGCCUUCUCAACAAACCUAUUCCACCAGUGAAAACAACUUGGCUGUUUCGACCUAUCACAUCCAGAACUCAGAAACCUUGAACUCUCGCAAGACUAUUGUAUGUGUUGGAACCAAAGGAGCUGUCAAGGAAAAGGCAAAUGAAAUCCAUCAGUAUACCGAUCUAGUAGUCAGGGGUUAUUCUGGGGAGGAAAGCAGUUCUAUAUCACAUCUUGAUUACAAUCACUGGCAAAAAGAGUUUUCAAACAGCCAAGUUCUGGUCAUGCCACAACAGCUAUUCGUCAAUUUAUUGACUCGAAAAUAUCUCGAUCUUUCCAAGCAUAUAUGCUUGAUUAUAUUCGAUGAAUGCCACCAUUCUCGUAAUGCACAGGAGCAUCAGGCUAUUAUGAACGGAUUUUAUUGCCAUAUCCCAGUCCGUUCUCCACGACCCAAGAUCUUUGUGGUUUCUUCCAUACCUAUCCACUCUAUAUCUAUGAAUUUGAAAGAUCUGGAGAAAAAUUUGAAAGAUUUAAUGGUAAUGUUUAGUUGUCAGACCGUAGUAGUCCCAGAUAGACGUCAAGACAAUAUUCAGCCCAGAAACACAGAUGUCACAGUGCUUGAAUAUGAUUCAACCACCAAUGAUUUCAAUAGCCUUUUUACUUUUCAUUCAACUGAUUCUCAUGAUAGAAAAGAACUGCAAAGCUAUUUUUGCAAGCUCCCACAGGCGAGAGAUGGUGGCAAUGCAUUUUCAGAUGAAUCGUACACUGUUUCUACACAACAGCUCGAUGACGAAAUAGCAGCAGCUCAGCAUUUCAUUCAACUACAACAUGAUACGGUAUCCAUAGAUUCAAAGCGCUUGAUAGUCACUGAAAAACAAUUAAAAAGGAUCCGAGCAACUUUUUCAGAAUUGGGUGUGUGGUGCACGAUCAAGUUGGUCAAAGAGAUCCUUGGUGUUACACACGCAGCUGCUUCAAAAAAACGAAAGGCAGUGCAUCUUGACGAUACUUUUACCGACACUGAUUGGCAAUCAAGUUUAAAAUCCAGCAGCACCAAUUCUUUGCCCAGUCAGAAUGAUUACACGUCUAUAUCUGAGAUUCCCACUGCUGAUAUCAGCAUCAAAGUGCAUACACUCCUUAAAACACUUGCAAAAAAUCAUAAUCAAUCCACUGACACUAUCAAUUUUGGUAAACAACCCUUUCAAUCUUUGGUCUAUGUGCAUGAUGAUCAAACUGCAGAAAAACUAUGCAAUCUCAUCCAAUGUAGUGCUUUUCAAAAGUAUCCGUUUAUUAGAUGUGGAUUUAUUAAUGGGUCAACUAUUCACAUGAUGAACACUGAAUCACCCAGCUAUUCUGUUUCGCACUCUGUGGUAGACCAUGCUUUUGAAAAAGGCACUAAUUCUACUCAAAACACUCUUCAGAGAUUCAAAUCUCGAGAAUUGAAUGUGCUUGUUGUUUCGAAUUUUGGACAAAACAGGUGUCAUUUACCAAAGUGUGGGCUGGUUAUUUUAUUCGAUUGGCCACGCAAGCAGCUCUGUUAUGAGAGAUUGAAGGGAUAUACUGGAGGCGUACCUGGUUCACAGUUUAUUGUAAUGGUAGCAAAAGGACACUCAAAACUGAAAAAAGCAAUUGCUAAAGCAGAGUCAAUUGCUUCCUUUUCUUGCUCGGUGGUUCAAAAGCUAUAUCGAUUCAAAAAAAGCAGUCAUCAAGAAGAUUUGCAAAACGACAUGGUACCAUUUUUAACACUUGUGAAAACAACACACGUAGAUGACUUGGUUGGACCACUAUUGUUUGGUAAACGCAAAAGUGUAUUUCGUACUCGCAAAGGCACGAUUUUAGCUCGGGCCGAUGCAAAGAGAGUUUUAGAUUUUUACCUUGUUUCUAAAUCAAACUCGGAACAGUUGGAUUGGCCAACAUCUAUAUACCAAACCGUUAAAAAUGGAUACAAGUCUAUAUCAAAUUACAUGCCAUGGGACGAGUAUCUGCUAAAAAUCUCGCAACAGUAUCUUGAAAAAGUCUAUGCUACAUCUGAAUCUGAUCCCAAGCAUGAAAACUCUACCAUUAUACAUGGUGCUGGUAUCAAUGCUGAUGGUUUGUUGUAUAGUGGAUCGACUAGAUUUGAUAUAGAUUUAUCAGAUUCAGAAAUGGUAGCAAAGAUGUGCCCAAAGGAGCCAAAUAUUGGAUAUAUAUGCGUAGUGAAGAUUCCACAAUGGCUCACUCUCAAAAUUGAUACAAUUAUUGGAAUGUGGCAGCUUACUGAAAAACUUGCUUGUGAAGACUCUGCUCUCGAGGCAUGCCGAGUUUUGUAUAACAUGGGGGAAUUGGACGAACGCUUACAGCCUCGGACGCCUGUUAAAAGCCUCUCUAAAUCUACAAUCGACGCUACAAAAACCGUGCAUUCCAAUAUUGUUUUGCCAGAUAGUCAUUCAAAUCAACUUCCACAAAACCAUACCAACCAUGAGACUGGCCAUCAUCGCUCUAUUCCACACUCAUUUAGCAACUUUUCGUCCAAGUUGGGUACAACUAAUAAAACAGAAACGCAUUCAAGAUUUGUCACGGUCAUUGACAUAAAUACCACUCACUCUAAUGCAUCUUUAGUAUUGCAGUCUGCUGCCGCUUUGUUAACCGACAGUUCAUCUGAUCAGCUCCAGACCGACUCUACACUGGCGCUGCUCACAACUGGCGCACUUCCUGGUAAUGCGUUGUGCGCUACAGAAUUAUGGUGUGAUCUUUCUUUUUCGUAUACACCCGUCGAUAUCCAUCCAUGGAGUAAAUCUGGCAAAGUGACUACUGCAACUGAGACAAAGUUUUCUGCUCAAGAAUAUGAGCAGAUUCUUCGAUUUCAGCAUCAGUUUUGGAAUCUAGUGCUUCAAAAUCAUGAUCGUUGUAACUGUGUAUUUGACGAGUCUUUGAGUGCAUCUACAAGUAAAAAAAACGACUGUUCUAACAAUGAUUCAAAUUCGAAUCUUUAUUAUGAAGUGGUUCCCAUGUACCGGCAAUCUGGUUGUGAUUGGGCCAUUAAUUGGGAUUUGGUAGAAUUGGUCAACUCUAGACGCGAGGUUAGCUUCUCUGAAUGGGUAUCAUUGUGCACUACCGUUCUUGAACCCCAUUCCUUGAUUACUGUUCAAAAUGUGAUUGAUUCUGGAAUUACUCCACCAAACGCUUGCUUUCCUAGCCAUCAGAGUCUAUAUCGUAUUUUUUCUGAUCCUCGCUAUGAUCACAGUUCUUUGCGGAAAUUGGUCAAUGAAAUAUCCCCAUUGCAUAAUUUACCAGGAAAGUACUCUACUUGUUUUUCAGCACCUAUUGUUGAUUUAACCAAAGAUAUUAUAGUAUAUACUCCUCAUAACAAUAUCAAGUAUCAGAUUAAAUGCUGGAGUGAAAAUUGCAAUGCCUAUUCUGAGCUCACUAUUGGAAAAGGCAAGGGCCAACACAUUACAACUUAUCAGGCUAUUGCUUCAUCUCAAGGCUAUACUGUCGAUCAUCCAAAUGCCAAUUUACUUAAAUGUGUACGUAUUCCUCAUAUCAAGGACUACAGACGCUCAUGUCAAGCCACCAAAAACAAACAUAAUUGUGUAGAUGAUAAUCAGAACCUAGACAAUCUUCCUCAACUGGUUCCAGAUGCAUUUCGCGUAUCACCGAUUUCGGCGAAACUUACUAUGGUAGCUCAUUAUUUGCCUUCCAUUCUUUAUUCACUUCAUACGGCGUGUCUUGCGGCCGAGUUUGAUCAAAAGUAUGGUUUAUACCCAAAGCAAAUUCCACUAUCUACUCUCAUGUCUGCAUUUACAACCCCAGCUGCAAAUAGUAUAACUAACUAUGAAAGACUCGAGACUUUGGGGGACAAGGUAUUAAAAUUCGGAGUCGCUCAUUAUUUACACAGUUCAUACCAGUCGUAUGAAGUCGGUCAGCUUUCCACGAUACUAUCAGGCCUUGUUUCAAACAAGAAUCUUUUUGAAAUUGCUCAACAACACAGUUUGACUGGCAUGCUGAAUACAGCGCCAUUUCAAUCCAAUUCCUGGACCCCACCAUCUUUUUGUUUCGAAACAAGGAUAUUCGUAGCACCUACCGCAUCUGUUGAUUGUUUAGACAAUCGUGUAUUUUGUGGAAAAAAGCAGUCGGACUUUAUCGAAGCCCUUUUAGGUGCAUAUUUUCUUGAAUGUGGGGUUGAGGCAGCUUUGCAUCUGAUGCGCACUUUUAGACUGAUAAAUGAGAUACCGCCGCAUUGUUUUAGACACGGCGACACUAAUAAGUUGCACGAUCAUCAAAUAUCGUCUAUGCAAAACCCCAUUCUCAGUAGAUUGGAUCAAGAAACCGUUGACCAUGUUCAACAGAAAUUGUCAUACAACUUUCAUAAUCCGGAACUGCUACUUAUUGCCCUCAUGACUCCAUUUUAUUUUGUCAAGAGCAAAUUUGAACGACUUGAAUUCUUGGGCGACGCAAUCAUGGACAUUUUGGUUGCACGAUAUUUUUAUCGACAUUAUAAACAUGCAGACCCAUGCUCACUUUCAAAAAUGAUUCAAGCGACGGUAUGCAAGCCUGCGUUUUGCAAAAUACUAGUAUCAUUAAAACUACACGAGCACCUUUUGCAAUCUAGUCAACUAUCUCAGCACUCCAAGGAAGCUAUUGUGCUUUAUGCUAAUUAUAUUCAAAAUAGUCAUUCUCAACAUGCAUUUAAACAGGCAGAUAAAGCAAUUGAUGGACCAAAAGUACUCUGUGAUGUGUUUGAGGUGAUUGUUGCAGCAAUAUUUAUUGAUACUGGAUACAAUCUGGAAAGAACCCGGUUGGUGAUUUUCCCGUAUGUACACAGCUUCAUUCAAAGCAAUAUUAAUCUUGAGACUAUUACUGAGCCACCUAUUCGGCAACUGUUUGCUUUUGUGCAAUCUCAGGGAUUUUCAUCGGAAAAACUAGAGUUAAGUGACGAAAGCAAUGCCGAUGGAUUUCACAAGGCGUCGGUAGUAUUUUAUGGAACAGUUCUUGCUACUUCCCAAGCUACGACUUUGAAGCUAGCCAAGCAACACGCAUCUAUAAAAGCUCUAAAUGUUUUGAAGCAUACCAAAAAAGCAACUUUGAAAGAUAUGGUCAAUUUAAACUCUUGCAAACAGUCAACUUUAUGA